Molecule: messenger RNA, 589 nt
Organism: Effrenium voratum
Lineage: Eukaryota; Dinophyceae; Suessiales; Symbiodiniaceae
Source: the annotation of a GenBank genome assembly
CCCGCCACCCAAACGACCACACACGACGAUGUCCGGCGGCCUGUUCCGCACCGACGGGGGCGUGCGCUCCUCCUCGGGCCUCGACGCCAGCGACGCGGGCAUCGCGGAGGCGUGGGCCAAGGUGCGGAGCGAGGCGGCGCCGGAGACGUGGCUGCUGCUGGAGUAUGAGGGCAAGGACAAGCUGAAGCUCCGUGCGGCUGGCACGGAGCGGCCUCAGCUUCUGGCAUCCCUUGCCGAGGACCAGGUCGUUUUCGGGGCUCUGCGGACAAAGGCCGGCAAGUUCCUUUGCCUCAUGUGCGUGGGCGAGGAGGUGGGGGGCAUGGCCAAGGGCCGCGCGGCGGCGCACAAGAACGCGGCCUUCAACGCGCUGGAGGGCACCUCUGGGGAGGUGUGCGGGCUGUCGGUGCGGGACUUCAGCCAGAGCUUGGCGGAGGUGGACUUUUGACCGAGGCGAGCUGAGAUGGGCCAGCGCCCUUCGCGCCGUUCAACUAGGGGGGGAAGUGCACUCCAAAGAUGGCGCGGCCCCAACAAUGUACAAAUGGGAUGGGCCCAUCUGCCGCAAUGUGCUGGCAGCGCGCCGGGCUCGUUG